This is a messenger RNA of Micromonas pusilla CCMP1545, 1266 nucleotides long. Its product is annotated as glycosyltransferase family 60 protein. The transcript has a single exon. Bases 1 to 1266 code for a protein of 421 amino acids. NCBI's taxonomy places the organism in Eukaryota, Viridiplantae, Chlorophyta, Mamiellophyceae, Mamiellales, Mamiellaceae. The record is from RefSeq and is a predicted model, not a curated record.
AUGGCCGAGAAGCAGAAGCGCCAAUCGCCGCCCUCGUCCUCGUCCUCGCCCGCGCUCGCGCCCACUUCGGACGCGGCGAACGAGUGGGCGUGGGCGAGCCACGUCAGAGAGACGCACAAGCGGUGGGACGGCGACGACGGCCCGUGUUACGCGCGGCACCUCGCCGACCGCCUGUGGGGCGGCGAGGAGUACGUCUUGCGCGUCGACGCGCGGACGCGGUUCGACCGCGGGUGGGACGAGACGCUUUUAAGCGAUAUUCGCGGGGAGCGUCGAUCGAGGACGACGGUGUUGACCGGGUACCCGCUCGGGUACAGGAUGCGACAGGCGGCGGUGUACGACGGCGACGACCCGGUCACCGCGAAGGUGGCGGGGUACCUCCCUCUGUACGGCCGCGGGGACGACGACGACGACGACGGGAACGACGACGACGGGAACGACGUCGACGCGGACGCGCCCACGAUCGCGGCGGUCGGGAUGCAGAGCUUCGGCGAGCGCCUCCCCAAGCCCGCGGCGGUUCGAAUCGCGCGAGGGGCGACGAUUCAUAUCCCCGACGCGGGCGUCAUCCCGGUGCCCAACCCGAACUUCGUCUUCGCGCCCGCCGAGGCGCUGAUCCGCGACGCGCCGUCGGAUCCGCACGCGCCGUUCCUGUACCUCGGCGAGGAGCUCUCGCUCGGGGCGCGACUCUUCACGCGCGGCUGGGACCUCGAGCUCCCGCGCCGCUGCCCGCUGAGGCAGUGCUACGACCCGACGUUUCGAUCGAGCGCGGUGACGCAAGACCGCCGCGCCGGCCGGAUGAUGUACGGCGAUCCGUUCGAAGCCGGUCGCGGCGACCCCGCGAUGCUCGUCGAGCGCGAGGAGCUCAACCUUCAGUCGCAGCGCAGGGUGCUUCAGCUGAUCGGCGAGCCUGACCUGGACAGCGCGACGUCCGACCCCGAAGACGCGGUCGCGAUGAAGGGCGCGUGGGGCGUCGGCUCACGUCGGUCGACGCGCGCGUUCGUCGACCGCGUCGGCGUGGAUUUCGCGGAGAGAACCGUCUCCUCCGCGGCGAGACGCGGCGGGGUGCCCCCGGCCGCGGUCGCCGUGGAGUGCAACGUCGACUCCGCGCGGCACGACCGCACGAUCGCGGCGAAGCGAGAGGAUAGACUCGCGUUCAGCGGCGACGGGAUCGUGUCCCCGGUGGACGGGCUCCCGCUCCGGUGGCGCGGCGUCGCGGCGUACGACGACGUGCAAGGCGCGCGCUCGUGCGGUCCCGAGGAAAACGUGUGA